Messenger RNA from Penicillium arizonense, 3375 nucleotides. RefSeq lists its product as uncharacterized. The record is from RefSeq and is a predicted model, not a curated record. Gene Ontology annotation, molecular function: protein binding; ATP binding; protein kinase activity. Gene Ontology annotation, biological process: protein phosphorylation; positive regulation of transcription by RNA polymerase II. NCBI's taxonomy places the organism in Eukaryota, Fungi, Ascomycota, Eurotiomycetes, Eurotiales, Aspergillaceae. Gene Ontology annotation, cellular component: nucleus. The coding region runs from base 1 to 3375 and encodes 1124 amino acids. The transcript has 4 exons.
AUGUCAGAAUACGACGAUAUUCUCAAUACCCUCGACGACAACUACUACUCCAUAGACGGAGAUGAUCUCUCCCCUUCCCUCCAACCCUGGUCCAACUCCACCGACAUUGAAGAACUCGACCUUGAAAGCCUAAACCUAUCCUCCGAUUCAUCAUGGGUCGACCCUCUAGAGUCCGCCAUAACCGCAACCCGCAACGGUUCAGCUCCAGUCCUCAGCACUCUCUCCCAGUUCACCACCAUCCUCUCUCAAACUGGUAUCCACGGCCCCCGUCUCCUGAAAGCAGUAAACCUCUCCGCCCGGGCGACCAAGAUCGGUUCCGGUGCGCAGUUCACCGUCUUCAAAGACCCCGUCUUCGAAGGAGAAGUCAUCAAGCGUGUUAAUAUCCCGCUAUCAAGUCGAGCUGAACAACGUUUCGCAGCGAGCACGGACUAUCGCCUCCAGUUGAAGACGUUGGAGCUUGAGCUUCUAUCGCUAUGCAACCCAGUUCUACGCGCGCAUCCCAACAUUACCAGUCUUCUAGCCUGGGGUUUCGAUUUCCCCUUUGCGGAUCUCGCUGUUCCGGUGUUGUUCAUGGAAGCGGCGAUCAUGCCUUUGGGCGAUUUUCUUCUCGCUGCUGAGCAAAGGGACGUGGGAGUGAGAUACCAGCUUGCAUUAGGUGUAGCGAAUGGGUUGGAAGCCUUACACAAUCUCAAGAUUGUGCAUGGAGAUGUCAAGCCGGAUAAUGUGCUUGUCUUUGCUGGUCCGAGUGAUAACAUGCCUUUCCAGGCUAAGCUGAGUGAUUUUGGGGUUUGUGUUGAUCUAGAGACUCCCGAGGGGAGAUUUACAUUGGAUGAUUACCGGGGGACGCCGGCUUGGUUAGCACCUGAGGUGUUGAAUGGGGAUGUCUCAAGAUUUGGAGGGUUCUCGCCGGAGUUGAUGUUCAGGUUUGACGCGUAUAGCUUCGGGAUGGUGCUAUUGUCGAUUUUUACGAAGGAUGGAGAUGCUCCUGUUCUGGAUAGCGACUUCGACAAGAUCUCUGAUCAGAUUUCCACAUCAUUCAACGAUCGGAAGGAUAUACCCUCCUCUAUACGCAUGCAACUGCGCAAUGCAGUACUGAGCCUACUAUCCGAGGAUCCUCGAGCCCGACCACUUCCAAGUUCAGCUCUUCUCAAAACAGAUACGCCAGCAUACGCAUCUUGGCUUUCCUCAAUCCAAUCAAACUCUACGACGACUCAUGUUGGCAUCAUUGACCCAAUCUACAACAAAGGCCCGCUCUUCUGGUACCGACUGGACGAGAGCAUCCGCACAGAGCUCGAAGAACAACACGCGCUCAGCAAGGAAGGCAAUGCCCCUCCAUUUGCAGGGGAUGUUCUCUUUGGAAUAGCGCAGACAAUCACCGGACAGAAGCCAGCCUAUCUUGAUCGUAUGUUGAGCUAUCUAGGCGAUGCAGCAAAAGCGGGUCACUCGCCUGCCCGAGCUGUGUAUAUGCAGAUUAUGGAAGCACAUGGUCAAACACUAGAGUUUACUCAGGAUGUCUUGGAUGAGUGGAUGCUGCAGGCUGUUUCUGAGGGGUAUUUCUUUGCGAAACCUGGCCGGCUUGUCAAGAGGAUGGAAGAGGCGAAAGACCAGUUUAGGAUUCAUGGGGGGUUCUGUUCGGAUGCAUUCUUGGGGAAGAACGAUGUUAAAGCUGCAAUCACCCGGAACAAGGUGUUAGAGUGGAAGAGGAAGAGUGGUGAUGUCGUUGACCGCAAAGGCAACACGAUAUUGCAUGCUGCUGCUGCUUUUGGGUCUGUUGAUGCGGUGCAGAGCUUACUGGAUGCGCAAAUGGAAGUGGACGUGGAGAAUGAGAAUGCCGAGACGCCAUUGUACAAGGCAUUUCAGGCAGGCCAUGCGAAUGUGAUAGAGGUCCUGCUUGACCAUGGAGCAAGUGCAUCCCGCACAACCCGGCAGAAGAUCACUCCUCUGCAUUGGCUGUUUAUGGUUCCCGAAGCUUCAAUCCACCAAAUUGCAAAACGGAUGAUUGAGAAAGGAGCAAAUGUGAACGCGGUCAUGGAGCCUGUGGUCAAGGAGAAUAGCGGUGGAUUCCCAGAGAAGAUCCAGAUCCUUCAUUAUCCGUUUGAACUUCCUCACGGCACACCAUCCCAUUGGGCAUGCUUCUUCCGCAAUAUGACAGCCAUGGACGCUCUCAUCUCGCUCGGUGCCAACGUCAAUGCAGUAUACCAUGGCCAAGAUUCAUCAACAACUCCACUUGCGUUAGCAGCAUACUUUGGAGAGACGACUAUAGCCAAAUAUCUGAUAUCACACGGCGCAGAUGGUACUCUGUUCGACUCGAUGAAACGAAACACCUUGCACGGUAUCACCAAAUACUUCCCCGAUCGACAUGGCUACCUGCCCCAUCACUGGCAUUAUUGGAUCCGCCACGGGACUUGGGAGAACCAUCUGGCACAAAUGAUAGAUUUAGUCAAAGCCUUGGUCAAAGCUGGAGCAGACAUAAAUGCCAAAGACAAGGGAUAUCCUUCUCUGACACCCAUCGCAGCAGCCGCCGAUGCAGGAGUCUGGGAUGGCGGUAUGAUAUGUGCAUUGCUGGACUCAGGAGCUGAUCUGAGUGAAUCGAUCCUGUCAGCUGGGAAUACAGUUCUACAUUCAUGGGUGUCCAUCAUCGGACCGCGUCUGGACUAUCCAGAUUCAUACAUCCCGACUCUACAGAAAAUAGUCAACGCCAUGCCAAAUAUCGACAUCAUCAACCGCUUCGAAGAAGAAACUCCACUCCAUCUAUUAUCGACAAUUUACCACCCGGAAGAUGAAUUCGAAACCGCAUGCAAUGCCCUCCUCGAUCACUCCCUUCCAGCAAAUAUGAACGCAAAAACACGCCGAGGCGAAACCCCCUUGUCAAUAGCCCUAGAAACAAACCUCAAUCCCAUCCGGCGAGGCCGCUUUCUCCUGGAAAAGGGCGCUGACCCUCUCAUACUGAAAGACCAAGGACGAGACAUCUUCUAUUCAAUCGCCAACAACGUCGUCCUAACCGACCAAGACAGCCACGACCUAAUCCAACACUUCCUUCUCCACCUCAACCCAAACAUCCAACAAGCCUACAAAACGCACUACCUCCCCAACCCAAACAGCAACGCAACCCUCUUCGCAGCCGCAUCCCGCGGCAAACCACAAACAACAUCCCUCCUCCUCACCCUCGGCCUCAUAAAAUCCAUCAAUAACCCCUCCAACCCCAAAUCCAACUCCACUUCCAAAUCCGAACGCUUGACACCCCUCGACCAAGCCCUCCACUCUGCAGAACUAACUCGUCGCGCACACAUGCGCAGAUUGGCAUCAUACAAAGCCGGCAUAGCACGUACCAAAGCCCUCGAGGCGGAUCUGGUCUAUGAUGAGAAUCAAGGAUGA